AUGUCCAGAGUACAUCACCUUGACGAGUAUGAUCCUAACAUCGCAGUCAGUGGUUAUAAACUAAAACGUAUUAAAUCUUAGAAACUGCUUGGAGUUCACAUCAAUGAACAUCUUAAGUGGGACGAUCACAUCAAGCACAGGGUAUCGGGUUGCUACGCCACUGUAUCAAUACUAAGAAAACUGUGA
Molecule: messenger RNA, 186 nt
Organism: Porites evermanni
Lineage: Eukaryota; Metazoa; Cnidaria; Anthozoa; Scleractinia; Poritidae
Source: the annotation of a GenBank genome assembly